Messenger RNA from Entelurus aequoreus (snake pipefish), 2998 nucleotides. RefSeq names its product inter-alpha-trypsin inhibitor heavy chain H3-like. Bases 62 to 2773 code for a protein of 903 amino acids. The transcript has 22 exons. The record is from RefSeq and is a predicted model, not a curated record. Gene Ontology annotation, biological process: hyaluronan metabolic process. NCBI's taxonomy places the organism in Eukaryota, Metazoa, Chordata, Actinopteri, Syngnathiformes, Syngnathidae. Gene Ontology annotation, molecular function: serine-type endopeptidase inhibitor activity.
CCCCUGGCCAGAGAGCUUACCUCAGUGGUGAAGUCAGCCUGUGUUCAUUUGAGCUUUGGUCAUGUCUGGAGUGUCUGGUGUUGGACUACUGGUCUGCCUCUGGUUGGCCUCUGGUCAGGGAGAUUUACUCAUUCCGGGACAAAAUGGACCUCUUGGGGAAGCAGGACGUCCUGUCAAGACCCAUCAGAAAAGAAGUACAGCAGACGUCACGGUGGAGGUGUACAGCGUGACGGUGGACUGCACGGUGGCGUCGCGUUUCGCUCACACCGUCAUGACCUCCAAGGCUCUGAACAAAGCCAACGUCUCGAAGGAAAUCUUCUUCGAAGUCGACCUCCCAAAGACGGCCUUCAUCACCAACUUCAGCAUGGAAAUUGAUGGCCAAGUUUAUGUCGGGGAGGUGAAGGAGAAAGAAAAGGCCAAAAAACAGUACGAGAAGGCGGUUUCUUCUGGACAGACUGCAGGACUGGUCAAGGUUUCUGGGAGGAAGAUGGAGAAGUUCUCUGUGUCGGUCAACGUCGCAGCACAAAGUAAUGUCACUUUUGUUUUGACCUACGAGGAGCUCCUUCAGCGGCAACGUGGUCAGUAUGAGAUUCUGACCCGAGUGAAACCCAAACAAGUGGUCCAGGAGUUUCAGAUUGUGGCAAACAUCUACGAACCCCAGGGCAUUGACCACGUGGAUGCCCAUGCAACGUUCCUCUCCAACGAGCUGCUCCCUCUGGUGGAGAAAACCGUCUCAGAAAAGAAGGCACACAUUUCCUUCUCACCGACGGUGGACCAGCAGAGGCAAUGUCCAGGUUGUGCUGGGAGUCUGAUCGAUGGAGAUUUUGUUAUUAAGUACGAUGUGAAGCAUGACACCAGCCUGGGGGACAUUCAGGUCGUCAAUGGAUACUUUGUGCACUUCUUUGCCCCACCCGACCUGCCCAGGGUGCCAACAAAUGUAGUGUUUGUUAUUGAUAGAAGCGGCUCAAUGUAUGGAGAUAAAAUCCGACAGACUCGUGAGGCGAUGUUGGAGAUCCUUGAAGACCUCAAGGAGGAUGACUGCUUUGCCAUCAUCGUGUUUGACGACCAAAUUAAUCCGUGGAAGGAAACACUGAUCAAAGCGACAAAGGAGAAUGUGGAUUCAGCCAGGAGUUACGUCCAAAGGAUAAAUGACAACGGAGGCACGAACAUUAACGACGCCGUGCUGACGGCUGUGAAGAUGUUACAGACAGACAAGGCAGAGAAGAGGAUCCCAGAGAGAAGCGCGGAUAUGAUCAUUUUACUCACUGACGGGAUGCCGAAUGUGGGUGAGUCCGACCCCCAGAGGAUCCAGGAAAAUGUGCAAUUUGCCAAUAAUGGAAGCAUGUCCGUGUUCAGCCUCGGAUUUGGAGACAAUGUCGACUACGGCUUCUUGAAUGUGCUGAGCCAGCAAAACAAGGGACUGGCUCGCAGGAUCUUUGAGGGCUCAGACGCAGCUCUUCAACUCCAGAAUUUCUACGAAGAAGUGGCCAGCCCACUGCUUUCAGAAGUGAAUCUUCGUUACCCUGACAACGCAGUGGACAAAAUCACCACCAACCACUUCAGCCAGUUGUAUAACGGCUCAGAGAUCGUGGUGGCGGGGCUACUGUUGGACAACGACCUGGACAACUUCCUGGUGGAAGUGGUUGCCCAGGGGAGUGAAGAUAACUUCCAGGUGCAGGGCAAGGCCAGCGCUCUGGACUGGGGCACUAUUUACCCCGAUGAAGAGUACAUCUUUGGGGAUUUCACGGAGCGCUUGUGGGCUUACCUUACCAUCCAGCAGCUACUGGAGAAAAGUAAGAGUGGUGACCAGGAUGAGAAAAGUAACGCUACAGCCAAGGCCCUGGACAUGUCCCUGAAGUACAGUUUUGUCACCCCUCUCACGUCCAUGGUGGUCACCAAGCCUGAAGAUGAGGAUAAACCAGACGGCCCCCUCAUUGCUAAUAAACUGACUGAGGAGGAAAGACAACAGGCAGAAAGAGUUUCAUAUCAACAUACCCCCAGCUAUCACUAUGCCAGCUCACCAACAUAUUUUGUGGAUGGAGACCCUCAUUUCAUCAUAGAGCUCCCAGACAGGGACGAUGCUCUGUGCUUUAACAUCAACGACAAACCAGGAACAAUUUUCAACCUGGUUAAAGACCCAAAGUCAGGUAUUUUGGUGAAUGGCCAGAUCAUUGGAGACAAGCAAAUGCCUCCCGAUGGUAAAAUGAACACCUACUUCUGGCGUUUUGGCAUCAUUCAGCAAAGGCUGGGGCUAAGAUUGGAGGUGAGCACCAACAGCAUCUUAGUGCUCCAAGACGGCGAGCGGGUCAGGUUGCAGUGGUCGAACACAACCACCCUCAAAAGAGACAACGUGGAUCUUCUCCUGACCAAAGACCGCAGCCUAACAAUAACUCUCAAAGAUUCUGUCAAGUUUGUGAUCUUGCUCCACAAGGUCUGGAAGAAGCACCCAUACCAUCGGGACUAUUUGGGUUUCUACACUGUGGACACACACCUGCUGUCCCCUUCUGUUCACGGUUUGCUCGGUCAGUUUUACCGCGGGAUUGAGUAUGAGGUCACAAACUUGCAUCCAGGAGAAGUCCCAGAGAAACCAGAUGCCACCAUGUUCAUUAAAGGACAAGAGCUUAAUGUGACCAGAGGCUGGCAAAGAGACUUCAAGAGAGACGUGAAGAACGGAGAGAAUGUUCCCUGUUGGUUCAUUCAUAAUAAUGGAACUGGUCUCAUUGAUGGAGAGGUCUCUGACUACAUAGUGUCUGGUCUCUUUAAAACUCUUUAGAAAUGUUAGUUUCUAAUGAGAAAAGUUGUUUAAUUGUCACUAUCACUGUUUCCCCAUCAAGUACCAAAUUAGAAUCCAAGUAGUCUAUAUCACACACAUGGAUGCCAACGGAAAUACUCAUCAGUGUUGUCUUGAGUUUUACAAUAUUUUCCUGCAUUACACUGAUUAUUGUACCCUUUUUGGCCCAGACCGGUCAGGCAAUCCACAAUAAAUGUAGAUCUUCCA